GGAUUUGGUUCAUCAUCACCCAAAUUUGGCUACAUUGAAACUUGAAAAUGUUGACUAUCCUCUGAAAGCACUCGCUAGAAAGGCAUCUGCAUUCCCAAGCGGAUGUCAACUCAACUUUUGGCAGCGUUUCAUCUAUGAUCGUUAGUUGAUUUCUCCAGCCCAAUCCUUUUUUCUUUUCUAUUCACAAUCUUUCUUUUGUGAACAAGAAGACUGCGAAAUUGUGAAUCAAUAUGCAGAAUGGUGUUAUCAGCUUUUAUUUUUAAGAAGUCGACUGAUUACUGCAAAUACAUACUAGGUGCUUUAUGAUCAUAAAGGACUACAUAUAUGGAGCUUAAUAAUCAAGGGAUUAUUUAUAGCAGGAAACUAUACAAAUUUGAUUAAAAGUGGAAGCGAGUGUAUACUGAGUUAAUUUUCUAUAUAUUUUGACUUGAAGGUGUUCCUGUGAAGUUGGAAAACUACCCUAACAACCCAAAUGCUGAUGACAUUGAGAAUCCAGCGGACAACUGUCAACUGUUUCUUCAGAUGAGUGGCAGAGGAAACUUGUUCAUCUCUGGUUUGUCAUAAAUUUCUGUUUAAUCAAAUGCCCAAAAAGCAAUGUUUUAAAGUUUGUCUAGCUAACUUGAUUACCAUACAUAUAGGCAAUUUAAAUCAAUUGAUUAGCAAUAAGCCAAUAUUUCAUGUCCUAGUCCAUAGUCUGGAGUUUUCCUCUCAAAUUAUCCAACCAGUUUGUUUUCUGGUACAGUACGCCAAAAAUUGAGUGUCCUACCUGCCAAAGUCAUGGAAUUAGGUAAGAGACAACAAAGAGUCCAUUUAAGUUCACAUAGUUUCAAUUGAAACCUGUGACAUCUUUUGUUUAAUAUAUAAAAAGCAGUGCUGAAUAUCAAGCACAUCCAAGAGGAAAAAUUGAAGCAUCAUCAAGCUCUUCAACUUGUCAAAUGCUUGUGCAAAGGAAUAUAUUCAUUUGGUGAUUACAAGGCAAUCAAGCACUUUCUCGCAGAACCAGUCAUUGAGGCAGCAAGGAUGGGUAUUCAUGAGGUUUUAGAAGAGCUUGUGGAUACAUUUCCUGAUUCAGUUUGGUCCUCUGAUGCAGAUCGCCGUAAAAUAUUUCAAGUUGCAGUUACAUCACGUAGUGAAAAUGUUUUCAACCUCAUAUAUCAGAUGGGUGACCAUAAGCAACACAUGGCACACCUUAGAGACAGAUCCGGUAACACCAUAUUGCACUUGGCUGGGAAAUUGGCACCUGCGCAUAAACUCAAUCUUGUUUCUGGUGCAGCUCUGCAGAUGCAGCGUGAGUUACAAUGGUUUGAGGAAGUGAAAAAGUUUGUCAUCCCUGCCUACAAUGAAAUAGAAAACGACGCAAAAAAAACACCAGCAAUGGUAUUUAGUGAGGAACACAAGGACUUGGUAAUAGAAGGUGAAAAAUGGAUGAAAGACACAGCAAAUUCAUGCACAAUUGCAGCAGCACUCAUUGCCACUGUAGUAUUUGCAGCAGCUCUUACCGUACCAGGCGGCGACAAUCCGGAUGGCCUCCCAAAUUUUUCCAAAGAAACUGGCUUCAUAACUUUUGUCGUGUCAGAUGCAAUCUCUCUGUUCACAUCCACAGCUUCCAUGUUAAUGUUCUUGUCGAUUCUCACAUCACGCUAUGCAGAACAGGAUUUUCUCUACAUUUUACCCAAAAGGUUGAUAAUUGGACUUGUUACCUUGUUCCUCUCAAUAACAUCAAUGAUGAUAACCUUCAGUGCCACGCUCUAUCUUGUGUUUGGCCACAAAAAAGCCUGGAUUCUUAUGCCAGUGGCUGCAUUAGCUUGUUUACCAGUCACCUUGUUUGUUUCCUUACAAUUUCCCCUACUAGUGGAUGUGAUCUCUUCGACGUAUGGUCCUGGCAUUUUCGGUAAACAAAGUGAGCGUCCAUUCUACUAAGAACACCAAAGAAGUUGGAGGAGUGAAGGUUGCAGCUACAGGUACUCUGCAUCUGUACACACAUAGUGAUCAAUGACAAUAUAAAGACUUAGCACAUCGUGCAAAUGUAGAAAUAAAUGUUGUAUCUACUUGGUGUUCCUGAAUCUAUUUCCAAGAGUUAACUCUGAUAUUUUAUCAAUA
Molecule: messenger RNA, 2100 nt
Organism: Cornus florida
Lineage: Eukaryota; Viridiplantae; Streptophyta; Magnoliopsida; Cornales; Cornaceae
Product: ankyrin repeat-containing protein ITN1-like
Exons: 2
Coding region: 1021-1920 (299 amino acids)
Source: RefSeq, a predicted model, not a curated record